GCGCUGCCCUGGGCCUUGGCCUGCGCUGGGCCUCCGGGCUUUUUUCCGGCCGGUUUUUAGAAAAACGCCCCAAAAUAAAGGGGGAGGAGGAAGGGGGGGAUUAAAUUGAAAAGUAAGAAAACAGCGGUGCGUUGAGGCGUCAGGUGCUGGGGGCUGUGCCCUGCACAUUUCUCCCGGAGGGGAAGCAUCUUGAAGCGCAACUAGUCCCUUGUUCAUUAAGAAACACGGGAAGGGGUGUCCCUGCGCAAGCGCUCGCUAGGAGAUGGCCGCUAAGCAGAUGCAGGUCUGGUCACCCAUGGUCAGGAACAUGUAAUUCAAACUGGAACAAGUGCUCUUGACCAGAGGCAUGGAAAGCCUUCCUCAUGGAGACAGACUCAAAACGUUUGCUUUGGUUAGCCUAGCAAAACAAAGGUGAGAGGAAUUAUGAUUCCUCCAUAAAUACAUCAGGUGCUAAACACCAGGGAGGGAGGAAAAAACCCAAUUUAUGCUAAGGGACAAUCUUGUUGAAGGAGGGUAAACUGACCAGCAUAAAUUUAGGUUGUAAAUUAGAUGGUAUCUAACUAUCAAAGGGUUCUGGAAUAGCUAAUUGGAGUAGUGGAGACAAGCAACCUACUUGAUCAGCUUAUGAAAGGGGUUAUUUUAUAUGUUGCCUGUGAUAGCAGGGAACUGGACUUAGUGGCCCAGGAGGUCCUGUUGUAAAGAAAGUGAUGCAGUUAUACAAUGAGAUAUAUGCUUUUUGAUGUUGGGCCUCAUGCCCAAGCCAAGGGAUAGGUUCACUACCGGUUUGGCAUUUACUUUUGCUGGUCCAGAUAAAGUAGUCCCAUUGCUGACCAGAUCUGGCACCUUCAGCUCCUCUGUUGUCUACAUUGGCCAGAUCAGUCCCUUUGUAAAAGAAUGAAUGGAUACCAAGUCACGAUCAGUUCCAGGAACACACAAAAGGCUGUGGCAGAACUUUAACCUACCUGCAUGUUUCAUCCCUGACCUCAGAGCAGCUGUCCAUAAGCAACAAACCUUCGAAAGCCAGCUAACUUGAAUUUAAAAUCAUUCACAGACUGGAUUGUAUUAACCAUGGUACUGUGGAUUUACUACAUUACCCGGACUAACUGUUAACUGUUAGGAUCCUUCUGGAUAUUAACUGCCUUGUUCAUCUCAGUUGAUCUAAUCAACCCACAUAUUACCUCUCUUUUCAAUCAAUGUUCCCUCCUUCUUCCAUGUAAAAUAAUUUCUGCCAGUCUGUUCAUGGAGUCUGAUGAAGUAAUUUGUUGCCUGGGGGAACUCAUGCCUCUCUGAACCAGUUAGUCUCCAAGGUGCCUUGUUUACCUCCCUUCCACCUGAAUCAACAGAGAAAUAAUACAUAUCCUGCUUAGCUGAGAGUACAAUUGUAUGAAAGAAUCCAGGUGUUGGAAUCAGUUGAAUUGGAUACUGUAUAGCCUUAGCUGAGAUCUGUGUUACAAGGAUUUGUUGCAGAAAAGUAGAAAAGUGGGUGAAAUAAAGGAAAUGAAUGAAAUGCCAUUUCAGACUUACUGGAUUUAUCAUAAUGCAUACUGUUAAGAAAAAUGCUUAGAUCCAAAAGAAAAAUUUUAAAGUCCAUCAGGAAAUCACUGUGACCUAGUACGGACAGCAGUAUGUCAUUCAGUCAAACCAGGCCUCCAACAUCAGAGUUGGUGGAGCUUCAUGUUUUUUACGUCCCAGAAGAAGUGUGGAACUUCAAAUUGAAUACAAUUUCUGCAGAUCAUAUUAGGACAUUCAUUUCAGCUGGAUUUAUAAGGGCAUCUCCUUGCUUGACACUGAGAACGCUACGGGAGCAGCUUGGAAAGUACCUAGGUGAAAAUGCUGUGACAGAUAAAUUUAGAUUUCUAAAAUGUAUAGGGAAAAAGCUAGCAGUGGUGAAAGCAAAGCAAGAAACAGAACUGGAACUCAAGUUGUUUGCUCCCCCAUAUGCACUUUAUCCUGAAUUGUAUUUUCUGCCUGGAUUAGACCAUUUAGAAAGUAUUUAUUCAUCAUCAUCCACAACUUCAGAAAGACAACACUUUUAUGAAGACCCUGCAGUAUUCAGUAGCUAUGUCCAUGGAUCAAAUAUUUUAAAUCUUCCGAAGAGAAAGCUUGAAAAAAGUCUAGCAUUUCUAGAAGGUCCACCAAUAAAUCAUUUAAUUCAGAAUCAGGAAGAGCAUAGUUCUUCAGGAUGGAAUAAAAAAGAAAAAGAAACAAUUCAGGUUCUGCAUGACUCCAAACAACAUGAGGGAGUCCAGAACAACAGAAAUCAGGAAAAACUGAUUCCGCAAAGAAGGAAAGACCAAACUGGAUCCCAGGGGUCUCUCUGCCUGCCAGGUCAUCUAAAUCCUGCAAAGUGGGAGUCCGAAAGAAAUCCUGCCUCUUCACAAAAUCCUCAGCAAACUCAUCUCAGUGAGAAUCAGAAGGAGUGUAAUACACUAAACUGGAAUGAGAAAGACAAAGGGACCAUUCCAAUUCUUCAUGUAAAAGAAAACCAUGAACAAAAGCAGAAUAAUCAGACUCAGGAAAGUCACAUCCCACAGAGAAGAAAUGAUCAAAUCCCUACACUACUAGUUACAAAUAUGGAAUAUGAAGGAAAAUUAAAAGGUAGUUUAGAAAGAAAAACUACAGAAAAUUCCAGAUCUCCAGAAUCAUUGGAAGACAAUGUCCUACAAGAUGUUCAUAAUAAGAAAAGCCAUCAACAAAUAACUGGCAUGUCUGUUGCUGAUAUUGGUGGAAAACAGGAUGAUCAGACAGCUGAGAAUAAUUUAGGUCAUCCAGCACAUCCCAGUCAAUAUAUUUCCCCUCCUGCUCCACCUCUGCUGACUCUUCCUGUAGAUGCCACAGAGGUAGCAAAAAUCAAACUGGCAGAAGAGCUGGAACAAAGGAAGGCAAAAAGACUGCACAUGGAAAGAAUCAGAGAGGAACUGAUCAAGAAAGCCAAAGGCCUGCUGGAACAAAACCAACUGAAAAGAUAUCACGCUCGCCAGGCAUGGAAAAAGAAGUACUUUGAAACCAAAAAGGCUACAGCUUCACUUGAAGAUAAUUUAAAUAAAUUGCGGCAAGACUUAGAGCUUUCUCACCAAAAGUUACUGUCACAGCUGGAAGCCAGGGAUAGCGGGAAACGAGCAAAAAACGCAACACACAUUGCAGGCUCUAAGAACGCCACCAUCAUCCAGAUCACCACAGAGCAACACGCAAUCGAUCACCUAAAGAGAAAGCUCGAUAAUAUCAAAAUGAAACUUAUCAUAGAAAUUAAGAUGAGAAAACAAGCAGCUUCUGAUUUACGAGUACUGAGAGCAGAACUAGCACAGAAGAAGAUUCAGUCAUCUUUAAUGCUCCAGACUGGAAAACUAGUAAUUUAGAAGAUCACGCACCGGAUUGUCUAGUGCAGGAGUUCUCAACCUUGUUAGAGUCAAGGCACCCCUUGGAAAAUGACAGCUCUUAGUUUUCACUUGUUUUCGACUACAAAAAAAUUAUAGAGCAAUUUUUAUGUUGCAAAGAAGUCAGAAAGAAUUUGAGUCAGAAUGUUUUUGACGCUAUGGAUUCCUAUUGGAAAUCGCUGUGUUCUGAUUGUGAACCGUGCUGGCAUACCUAAGUGCUAACAUUGUGUGACACCCAAUACCCUUGAAAAGAUCUCAUGGCUCCCUAGUUGACAAUCACUGCUCUAGUGUAUAUUUACACAGAAAAAAAGCACUGUCAACUUUUUGGGUUAUGUUCUUAAUAUUUUUUAUUGUAAAGACAUUUAUCAAAUGUGUAAAUAUAGCAACAUUUGUCAAUAAGACACCGAGGCAGAAUACAUUAUUUGUCUUUUACAUAAUUGACUGCCGUUUGUCACAACCCAAGGGUGUGAUUUUGUUUGUGUGUGCUUCGGCAUUGCUAAAUUGUUCCCGCUAAACUGCAGUUUCUUUGCACGGUGGAGUUUUCUGCUGCAGAAGAGAACCCCG
Alligator sinensis (Chinese alligator) is the source of this 3938-nucleotide messenger RNA. RefSeq names its product spermatogenesis associated 1 (gene SPATA1). Bases 1626 to 3356 code for a protein of 576 amino acids. The transcript has 15 exons. The record is from RefSeq and is a predicted model, not a curated record. NCBI's taxonomy places the organism in Eukaryota, Metazoa, Chordata, Crocodylia, Alligatoridae.